AUGCAUAACCUUUCAUUACUGAUAUUCUUCUUAGCAUUAGUGUUCGUCAUUAGUGCUCGAACAAGUUCAUCACUAAAUGAUCGUCGAUUAUGUCCAGAAGAAUAUCGCGAAUUGCGUCGUCGAAAUGAUGAUUCCAAUUCUGAUUCUGACGAUGAUGGCGAUGAUGAUGACGACGACGACGACAACAACGGCUGGGAUCAAAUUUGCCGUGCUGCAUUGCAAGAACCGCAAUCAAUCAAAAACCAAUCACUUCUGCGUAUCUACUGCCCAUACCUCGAUGAGGCUUUGGAAUUAGCACAAGUCAAUAAUGAUACAUUGUGUGAAAUGAAAAAACGAGCACUUGUCAAGCGAAGUUAUGGAAAACGAAAACGACAAAGUAUGAAAAAGAAACGAUACGAUGACUCGAGUGAUGACGAUGACGAAAAACGUCGAUCUUUACGCAAACGCAAAUUACACAAGCGACUUGCUUUAAGAUUUAUUCGGAAAUCCUUGUAA
Messenger RNA from Adineta ricciae, 495 nucleotides. Lineage: Eukaryota; Metazoa; Rotifera; Eurotatoria; Adinetida; Adinetidae. The record is from the annotation of a GenBank genome assembly.